This is a messenger RNA of Penaeus vannamei (Pacific white shrimp), 651 nucleotides long. Lineage: Eukaryota; Metazoa; Arthropoda; Malacostraca; Decapoda; Penaeidae. The record is from RefSeq and is a predicted model, not a curated record.
AUGUGGUGUUACUCUUAUAGUGAAUGUAGUCUACCAGAAUGUUUGUUAGAGGUUAUAGGCACGGGGGGAAUACAGCCAUCAGCCCUGAGCUGCAACUCUAAAUUUCUAGCCGUGGUGACGCAAGGGGAGGACGGCUCAAACAGACUCUUCAUUAUUCAUCUUCAAGAGAAAAGGUUUUACUUGCUGAAGAGGAUUGCAAAACCUUGUACUGCCUUGGUAUUUCAUCCAUAUAUGGAAAACAUGCUCUUUCUUGCUACUGCUGCAACUAAGAUUUAUAGAAUUAAUGCUGAUGACGGCAGUGUCGUGGUCAUGGAGGGACACACAUCACCAGCAAAGGGAAUCCAUUCGGGGUCACGGUCACCACUUGUGCUAAGCUACAAUACUGACGAGGUCUUCUUGUGGUCGUGGCCAUCCCUCACCCUAACCAACAAACUGAGGCUGGAAGACAGGGUGGCUGUGGUUUGGGCAGGACAUGUUUGGCAGCGAGAUGAACUGGUCGUGUGCUUUAUUAACGGCAGCCUGCUUCUCUGGCCCAGCCAAGACCUCUCUACACAGAGAACCAUAGAACCUCCAAGUGGACUUGAUUUUGAUUUCACUGCCUUUACACUCUCAAGGAGUAGUUGUUACGUCUUUGUGAUGUUCAACUGUUAG